This is a messenger RNA of Salvelinus sp. IW2-2015, 1366 nucleotides long. Lineage: Eukaryota; Metazoa; Chordata; Actinopteri; Salmoniformes; Salmonidae. The record is from RefSeq and is a predicted model, not a curated record.
UCACCUAAUAAAUAGCCAACACCAGUCCUUUUCAGAAAGGUGGAGCAAAAUGGAGAAUAAUGGACAUGGAAAUGAGAAAAUUGGCAUAGAAGUAUGCCAAAUAACAGGUAAAAUAAAUAAACAUUAUCCUGAUAAUUCGAAUGAAUAUUCUACUGCCAAAAACUUCUCAACAAAUGAAUGCUAUAAGUUAAUCAAAAAAUUUAUACCACCAUCAGUUGUGUAUGAGACUAAAACUUUAACUUUUUCUCAAGAGUUUGAUUCUAGCAAAGUACAAGAUUGUAGAGAGUUAUAUAAAAAAAAAACUACUAAUAACAUUCAAGUUUUUAAUUUUUAUAAUUUUGUUUUAAAAGUUAAUAAGUGCAGCUUGGCUACAUUUAAGAUUUAUGAGACUUCUAACAGGAUAGCAAAAGCAAAACUCAUUGAACACGUUUUGAUGUCAUCUGAAGACCUGACCAAAUAUCUUAAUUCCAAGUAUCCUAGGGACCCAAAACAUAAGCGGACGAAACUGUCGAGCGUUGAUACAUUCAUUCUUGAAGAAAUUUGUAAUAAUGUAAUUUACCUCGAUAGGAAAAAUCUUUAUGAAGCGUUAAUUAUGAAAGUUAUGAAAAAUGGAACAAUUCACGGAAAUGAACCAAAUCCUACAUACAUUAUAGCAGGACAGAUUAUUUGUUUAUUUGACAGGAAUGACAACUAUUGUAAACCUGUGUUCAGAAUGAAUCACUUUAUUGAGGACGGCAACGUUAUUAAAGUGACUGACAUUAAAAUUCCUGAAGAAAAAAUGUCAUAUAGUACAUUAUCUGAAAGGAUUCCAAAGUCUCUAGACUUCCAACAGUCUCUCAUUUACUUCAUCAAUGGAGAUCAAGAAAACCUUUUUAAUUAUACCCAUAACCAAUUUCAUGCAACUGCUUUAGUGGCGAUGUUAAUAUCAGAGGUAAUCAGAAAUCCAAUUAUGAUAUUUAUUAACAUAAUUGCAAUUAAAAGUAAUUUCUUACAUACAUUUGAUGAGUACCACCGGAAACUGCCAUCUCUAGCUGGGGGAACCUGGAAAGGUCACAGACCCUAUGGUGCUACAUUUUUACAAAAAUUAGAUACAUUUCUCAAUUAUGUGAAUUUCAGUGAUUUAUCGUUCAUUGAUUGACCUUCUGCUGUCGGAGAUCACACACACUGACUCAAAGUGGUUGAGAUGGAAAUGGGAGCAGAACCAUUUUUAUAAUUUUUUUGUUUCAUAAUAGAUUUUAUUUUUAAUUCAACAUUUUUAUCGAUUCUUAAUAGGUCGAUUCUGGACGGUUGCGCUAACGUAGGCUAAUGCGAUUAGCAUGAGGUUGUAAGUAACAAGAACAUUUCCCAGGACAUAGACAUGUCAGAU